Messenger RNA from Rhipicephalus sanguineus (brown dog tick), 940 nucleotides. RefSeq lists its product as uncharacterized. The transcript has 6 exons. Gene Ontology annotation, biological process: negative regulation of DNA-templated transcription. The annotation marks the transcript as partial. NCBI's taxonomy places the organism in Eukaryota, Metazoa, Arthropoda, Arachnida, Ixodida, Ixodidae. Gene Ontology annotation, molecular function: DNA binding. The record is from RefSeq and is a predicted model, not a curated record.
UAAACAACUUUAUUACCGCGUGAAGCACAUGAUGAUUACGCAUGCUUAUGUGCGUUAUGAAGAUGACAGAAGAUGUGCUGUUGUGAACAUUGGGGAUGUUAAAGGCUUCAAGCCUGACGACGACUUCAAGGCAACCUUCUACAGCGUCAAAUGGACGGACAAACAUGGCGAAGCUCACUUCUAUCGCGCCAGGAUUCUUCUCGUCGGAAAGUCUGAAGAUGACCUCGAAAUAAAAAUGAGGCAAGGGCGAGUGCGAAUUCCAAAAAUCGUUGACGGAAGCAACAGUGAGGACAGCGACGAAAGCGUUCAGACACCAAAAAAAAAGAAAAAGCGGGAAGAGCCCAACAACGCGCUGCUGGACUUACUGGCAUCCAAAAAAAGGAAGCUCAUGCAAAAAGGGCAUGAGCAGCAAAAUAGCCAACUGACUGCAGCCCAGGAAGAAGUGGCCCGCCUCAGCGCUACAGUGAGGCAGCAGGAAGUGGAGCUGAAAGAGCUGAGAGCUCUCAAUAGGGAUCUGCAACGAAAGCUUAUAGACUCAUUGGAUUCCAGGCAAGCCAAUUCAUCACAGGCACUGCCACCUGCAUCUGCAUCAAAACGCAUCUGCUGCAGCACAGACACCACCGCGUGUCACUCUACCACCGCCGGAGCAAUCUACACAGGAGCGGACCUCCUCGACACAGCUGACAUUGGGAGUGCCUUCAAUAUCAACAUCAGCUUGGCGUCGCAUUCAAAGGCCACCCUAACGGACUCCAUGUUUGUCAAAGCCCCAUUACGGCUGUUUGGAGUCCGGCAGCUUUGCUUGGACGGUCUCUGCAAGAGUGCUACAAGGAGCGCCUUGAAAAAAAAAGGACUCGUUGCGGAACUGAUGCCUGGCGCACUUAAACAGAUGAACCGCUUCAUCGUAGAGAACCUGAGCGACAUCGAAAGGAUGUCCCAAAAG